AUGCCAGCCGCAGUGACUCACCAAGCCAACAAAACUCUCCCAGACGGUCAUUUCCUCUUUACUUCUGAAUCCGUCGGUGAAGGUCACCCAGACAAGAUUUGCGAUCAAGUUUCAGACGCUAUUCUUGACGCUUGCCUGAGAGAAGACCCUUUCUCAAAGGUUGCAUGCGAAACUGCUGCCAAGACUGGUAUGAUUAUGGUCUUUGGUGAAAUCACAACCAAGGCACACGUUGACUACCAAUCUGUUAUUCGCCAAACCAUCAAGGAAAUCGGCUACGAUGAUUCUGAAAAGGGCUUUGAUUACAAGACAUGUAACGUCCUUGUAGCUAUCGAGCAACAGUCCCCAGAUAUCGCCCAAGGUCUUGACCACGGUGCGCUCGAGAACCUCGGUGCAGGUGAUCAGGGUAUUAUGUUCGGUUAUGCUACCGACGAGACACCUGAGUGUAUGCCAUUGACCAUCUCACUCGCCCACAAACUCAACCAGGCGUUGGCUGUAGCACGUCGCACCGGUCAGCUUCCAUGGGUUCGUCCAGACACCAAGACACAAGUCACGGUCGAGUACAAGAAGGAAGGCGGUGCAGUGAUCCCAAAGCGCGUAGACACAGUCGUCGCCUCGCUUCAACACAGCGACGAUAUCUCCACCGAGCAAUUGCGCACAGAAGUUCUCGAGAAGAUUAUCAAACAGGUUAUUCCCGCUGACCUCCUCGACGAGCACACCAUCUACCACAUUCAACCAUCCGGUCGCUUCGUCAUUGGUGGUCCACAAGGUGACGCUGGUCUUACCGGCCGCAAGAUCAUUGUAGACACUUACGGUGGCUGGGGUGCACACGGUGGUGGUGCAUUCUCUGGUAAGGAUUUCUCCAAGGUAGACAGAUCUGCCGCGUACACGGGUAGAUGGAUAGCCAAAUCACUCGUCAAGGCUGGCCUCGUGCAGCGCUGUCUUGUGCAGUUGUCCUAUGCUAUCGGUGUGGCUGAGCCCCUCUCCGUCUUUGUCGACUCGUACAGCACCGCCAAGCAAGGUCACAGCGAUGCACAGCUCGUCGAAAUUGUUAGAAAUAACUUCAACCUCAAGCCAGGUGUUAUCGUUAAAGCUCUCAACCUCCAACGCCCUAUCUACAACGAGACGGCUAAAUAUGGUCACUUCGGUCACCAAGGCGACUCAUGGGAACAGCCUGCCGAGAUCAAGUACUAG
Wallemia ichthyophaga EXF-994 is the source of this 1191-nucleotide messenger RNA. Its product is annotated as S-adenosylmethionine synthase. Gene Ontology annotation, molecular function: methionine adenosyltransferase activity; ATP binding. NCBI's taxonomy places the organism in Eukaryota, Fungi, Basidiomycota, Wallemiomycetes, Wallemiales, Wallemiaceae. Gene Ontology annotation, cellular component: cytosol. Bases 1 to 1191 code for a protein of 396 amino acids. Gene Ontology annotation, biological process: S-adenosylmethionine biosynthetic process. The transcript is spliced from 3 exons. The record is from RefSeq and is a predicted model, not a curated record.